This is a messenger RNA of Larimichthys crocea (large yellow croaker), 3200 nucleotides long. RefSeq names its product protein tyrosine phosphatase non-receptor type 2a (gene ptpn2a). The transcript has 10 exons. The coding region runs from base 237 to 1487 and encodes 416 amino acids. Gene Ontology annotation, cellular component: cytoplasm; nucleus. The record is from RefSeq and is a predicted model, not a curated record. Gene Ontology annotation, molecular function: protein kinase binding; non-membrane spanning protein tyrosine phosphatase activity. NCBI's taxonomy places the organism in Eukaryota, Metazoa, Chordata, Actinopteri, Sciaenidae. Gene Ontology annotation, biological process: negative regulation of ERK1 and ERK2 cascade; negative regulation of receptor signaling pathway via JAK-STAT; peptidyl-tyrosine dephosphorylation.
CGGGGUUGCCAGGUACAGACACGUAACUGGCAACCCGAGUCAGUGAGCGAGCGCGUGCAUGCGGUAUCGUGCUGGAGCAGCAGUCUGACUCCCCGCAGGGAUCCCCAGGGUUACACACACACACACACACACACACACACUGCUGUUCAGAUGGCUUACAGAAAGGAGUAACUUGGUGCUUCAAACACUCUGUGAUCAUCCUGCAAAGUGUCCCGGGGCCACUAAACUACGACACAAUGGAGCAAGAAUUUGAAGACAUCGACUCGUCCGGGAGAUGGCAAAACCUUUACAACGAGAUCCGCAACCAAGCCAGUGAAUAUCCUUACAGAGUGGCAAAACUUCCAGUGAAUCGGAAUUUGAACCGCUACAGAGAUGUCAGCCCAUAUGAUCACAGUCGGGUAAAACUUGAAAACUCUGAAAAUGACUACAUCAAUGCAAGUUUAGUCAUGGUGGAAGAAGCCCAAAGAGCUUACAUUCUUUCUCAGGGGCCUUUGAGGAAUACCUGUGGUCAUUUCUGGCUGAUGAUUUGGGAGCAGUGUUCCAAAGCUGUUAUCAUGCUCAACAGAGUCAUUGAAAAGGGAUCUGAAAAGUGUGCACAGUACUGGCCCACCACAGAGGAGCUACAGAUGUCUUUCACAGACACAGGGUUUGUUGUCAGACUACUUUCUGAGGAGGACCAAUCCUAUUACACAAUCCGAGUCCUCGAACUGCAAAACACCAUGACGGGGGAGUCGAGGGAUAUCUACCACUUUCACUACACCACGUGGCCUGACUUCGGUGUCCCAGAAUCUCCUGCCUCCUUCCUCAACUUCCUCUUCAAGGUUCGGGAGUCCGGCUCGUUGGGCCCGGAGCAUGGGCCCUCUGUGGUGCACUGCAGCGCUGGGAUUGGACGCUCGGGGACGUUCGCCUUGGUGGACACCUGCCUGGUCCUGAUGGACAGGAGGAAGAACCCCUCGUCAGUGGACGUACAGAAGGUGCUAUUGGACAUGAGGGAAUACCGCAUGGGCCUGAUCCAGACCCCCGACCAGCUCCGCUUCUCUUACAUGGCUGUCAUCGAGGGAGCCAAGCUCAUCCUGACAGACAACUCAGCAGCACAGCAGAUCAAGCAGAGAGUGAUAUCCAAAGAAGAGAAGGAGCCAGAUCUGCCCCCUCCGCCACCUCCACCAAGACCUCACCUCAACGACAGCAAGCCCAACGGUCAGCCAGGACCGUGCCUGGAGCCAGAGGACGCCUCAGGAGACCACGCACCAGAAGAAGAGCCAGAGAGCCAAGACCACAACAUGGAAGAGAACUCUGGGCACGUCAGAAAGCGACACCGUGAGGAGAGGAUUGCCAGCACCUCACAGAAGGUCCAGCAGAUGAAACAGAGACUGACUGACUCUGAGAGGAAACGAGAGAAGUGGCUGUACUGGAGACCCAUUCUGCUUAACGUCGGUGCUGGGGCAGCUUUGGCCGCCGGCCUGCUGGUGUACUGGAUGUACUCCUAGUGAAACACUCUGGGUCACUUAAAACUGACUCCUAUUUUGCACCAGUACCUGGGAUUAGGUACUUCUCUAAGUAGAUUUAGAUGGUAAUAUGUGCAUAACUGAGGGUAUUUAUUUCUUAAGGUCAAAAUGCGGGAGCGCUAGAUCAAAUGAUUGUGUGUAUAUUUUUCAUGUAAGAUCUUAACAAAAAUAGUAACAUCUCAGGAUCUUGGUGCCAGCACGAUGAUUUAAUUUCCUUUCCUUCUUGUCACUGUUGAUGAAUGUACUGUAUCAUAGCAAAUUGCUUUGAAAGAAACUAACUAAAGGUGCAGUACAAAGCAAAAAAAAAAAAGAAAAUGAAAAAAAAAAUUAAAUCUGACAGGUUGUUUUUGCAUUCUUUAUUUGUAAUGGUCAGAUGUGUGUUGCUCAUCUGUGGACACGUUUUUACAUUUCAAGAAUGACUUGUGUUGACUGUCCAUCCUACCAUAAAUAACGUAGGUAGACUCCAGAGGCGAGAGGUCAGCUGUGGCAACGUCUUUUGUUCGUUUUUCUGUAAAGAAAUUUGGAUUUCAUGCAUGUAUUUAGAGGUUUUCCAGAGCACCACUUGUUCUUCCAUUCACAUUUAGCAGGGCAUCCCAGUACGGCCAGAUAUAUAUUUUUGUGUGACUGGACACUUCAUGGGGCGCUGCCUUGCUGAUGUUUGCAGACUAACACGUCUGCGAGAAUGUUAACCUUUUGAUUUUCUCUUAUAUGAGCAUGUUUUGUUUGUUUUUUUGUUUCAUAGAUUUUGGUUGUCACAUGGAUCACACAAGCUGUCGGGUCCCUCACCGUUUAGUGUGUGUAUUUACCCACUGGAUGGGUUCAUGUGUGUAUUUUUAGGUUAUCCCACUGUUUUUUUUUUUUUGUUUUUUUUUUUGUUUUUGAGGAAACCAAAGCAAAGCUGUCCAUUUUUUUUUUUUUUUUGGAAAGUAACGAUGAAAAUCUUGUACUCCCAUUAUGUGGAAUGUAUUUUCUGUUGGAUUUCUGACAUAACUGACACCUGCAUUACAAAGUGACAGUCAUAGUAGCUUGCCGUUGCGUGUGACCUCUUAAUUUGAAUCCAUGGUAUCACCAAACUGGUUUUCAAUUGACUGGGACCAAUCUAAAGCUAUAACAGUGCAAUUUAUAAGCUGGAGCAAGAGAACCUUUUGGAUCCGAGUCCAGUUAGAAGAGAGUGAUAGCAUACACGUCUUUACCUGUUUGUUUAAUGGUUGAGAUAGCUUUUAAUGUGCCUUGAAGUGAAUUAAAUGGGGGAAGGAAAGAAAAAGUGUGCUCCAAGGUUUCUUAGCAUGAUCAGGACAGACAAAAGUUUAUGUGAGCUGUUUCCCACAUAACGCGAGUAGCAUGUUAGCACUGCAAUGCCUGGUUUGUAGUAACCGGAGGUGUGACACAGUGAAGUGUAUCGAGAGUUGAUUGUACGCCAAACACCGUUAGAGCGUGCUGACUGAAUAAUGUGUUGCUGAUUGGCUAGUUACCACUGUUGGACAUGGCUUUUACACAGUUCUCAUUUAACCCAGAAGAAAUACAUUUGACCAUAACAUUCCAUUCAUUCUUGUUUUCCACAUAAGAAUUUCAGGGGAGUUUUGUACACUGCUGAGUUGCAGUGAGAAUAUGACCGAUGGUGUUUUGAAAAAAAAAAAAAAAGCAAACAAAACACAAAAUACUUCUGAAAAUAAAACAUUCAUCUUUUUUUACUAA